AGGGGCGUGUUAACUUUAAGAGCACACAUGGCCAAGGUGCGAGCGAAGCACGGCAGUUGUUCUGUUGAUGGCUGCGUGAACGAGCACAAAAGUCUUUUUUCACUCCCUUCAUCUGAGCCCCUGAAGACGCAGUGGAUGGAUUUUAUUUUUGCUGGUAAUAUACCAAGAAAGUUUCCCAAAGUUUUGCACGUGUGCAGUCAGCAUUUUAAAGAGGACUGCUUCCACAACUUAGGUGCAUACCAAGCCGGCUUCGCCCAACACCUGAAGUUAAAGGCUGGAUCGGCACCGACUGUCCGGGACACAACUCUAACGGAAUGUCGAGUAAAUGCCAACUGUCAAGUGUCACCUCUGGUAAGACACGUAGCCUCCCAGACAGAUCCCCCAGACUUUGAUUUCCCAAAGACAAGAUCAGUCAGCACACAGCUGUCCAUGAAAACGCUGCAAAAUCACAUCCGAAGUACAGCUACGCAGGUUAAAGUGACCAGCAGAGAUUGCAGCGUUUGCACAGUCACCCUGCCCUUGAACAGUCCCAUGCUCUUCCUACAGCCGACGCUGGUAAAGAAGCCCACCAAGAGACCCCGACUCAGCCUUACAGACGGAGAAGAGGGACCUUCAAGAUACAGCAUGUCUACAGUGGUUUACAAAUCAGAGGACUCAACAUAAACCUGAAAAUUGCUGUGAUUUAACUUUUUUCUUUCUUUUACCUUGAAAUGAAUGUCUUCUUGGAGAAGAACUGGUGAAUAAAGAGGCCAGAAAUGA
Molecule: messenger RNA, 759 nt
Organism: Melanotaenia boesemani (Boeseman's rainbowfish)
Lineage: Eukaryota; Metazoa; Chordata; Actinopteri; Atheriniformes; Melanotaeniidae
Exons: 3
Coding region: 28-663 (211 amino acids)
Source: RefSeq, a predicted model, not a curated record